AUGAAUAAUAAUCAGUUGAAUCGCAUUUAGUUUAAUGAUAAUAAUAAUAUAGAAAUAAAGUAGGACAAUUUAAAUUAAGCAUAUUAACCACCAGAAGUAGCUGCAGCCACGAUUUAAAAGAGAUUUUAACUAGUUUAAGCUCUUAAGAAAUAAGAUUUUGAGGAAGAUGAUAUCUUAGAUGAAGAAUACGAUAAAUUAAACAUGAUAUCUGACAAUAAAAUUGAAAAUUAAUUAAAGCAAGAAAGAAAUGAUAUAAAUAUCUAGGAUUAAAUAGUUAAUGAUAUGUACUAAUAGGUGAUCAGCGAGUCAACAUUUAUCCUUUUAUAAAAUAUAUUGAAUGAGCUGAAUAGAUUUAGUGUAAAGGAUUUAUUUUUAAAGUUUUAUUCAGAGUUAGAAAGUUUUUACUAAAAUACAGAGUAGAAAAUUUAUAAGUACUUGAAUACAUUUGUAAUAGAUAGACUGCUAAAGAAUUUUUAAUUGCUUUUAAGAUUUGAUUUAGACUACCAACUUCUAAUCAAAAAAUAUUUGCAUUUUGUGUACUAAAACGUGAAGUACGAUGAAAAGAGAAUGAAAUUUGACAUCAACUUGUAUUUUUAUAAGAAAGAUGUCUCUGAUGAAAAGAGUCAGCAGUUAAAUCCUUAAAAUUGGAUUUAUCUCCCAUAACAGUGUUUAUAAAGUUAUUUGGAGCGUUUACAAAGUUUGGUUAAAUAGGCUUUCUAAAAUUUUUAUAAUUCACCUUUUGAGACAUUAAUUGAGGAAGGUUAAGAGGUAUAUUCCUUGUAUGAUUUAAAUUAACCAUAAAACAGAUUAUUUGAGAAAACAUAGCUGGGUUUUGUUCAUUCUAUUAGAAAAUCAAUAGAGUUAACUGAUUUUUAAAUAAAUUCUUAAGAUAAACAAAAUUUGAUAGAAUUGUUAAAUUAGUUUUUUAUAAAAUAUAAUGAAAAUGAUCAGAAUAAGAUAGAGCUUUUAAUCUUAUACAAGAAAAUAGAAAUUUUAUAUAAAAGAGUAAUAAAUGGUCCAAUUGAAGAUUUUAAGGAUCAAAUCAAUAGUUUAAUGAUUAAAAAUAUUAAGAGUUAUAUUGAUUAGAUCAAUGAUUAUAAAUAAAAUAUUGAACUCAGCGAAUUGUAAGAGCCGAUAAUCGAAUUUGUUAAUACUUAUUACUUAGAUUAUUAAAUUAAUGCCUAUUUAAAUAAAAUUAAGAAAAUAAUAGGAGAGUAUAAGCAAAUUAAAUCAAAGUAAUCAGAAAUUAAAAUGGAAACGUCUUAAACCUAUAUAUAAGAAAUUUUAAAUUUUGUUUCAAAUUAAUUUAUUGUAAGCUUUAAAGAAAUUUUAACAAAAAGUACUGUUAAAACUCUCAUUUAAUACCUUAAAGAAAAUAAAUUUACUUAGGCUUAAUAAAAUUUAAUACAAAAGAAAGAGCUAACUUUGUUGUUAUGCAAAUAAAUUGGAUAAAAAGUAUACCCAAAUGAAUUUAAAAAGUAACCUUCGUAAAUGAGCAUGACAAGUAUCUAAUCAGACUUCAAUUAUUAUUAUGAAGAAAAAAAAUCUAAUUAGAAUAGUCUAGAAAAUUCCUCCAAGAGGCAAGAAGACAGAGGGAAUUAAUAAAAUAUGAUGAAUUAAGAUAAUAGCAGCUUUUCAUAGAAUAUAUUCAAAAAUAAGAAUUUACUUAGAUUAGAAGAAAAAACUGUCUUUUAAGAAAAUAGUAGAGAUGAAGAAUUUAAUUAUGAGAAGAAAGAAAUUUAAGAUUUUAAUAAAUUUUUAUAAAAAUUUAACUAAGAAUGUUAAUUAGAGAAUCACUCCUAUGAAAUUCUUUAAAAUUUAAAUGAGAAGAGUAAAUUUAGUAGCAAUAAUCAUUAUGUUAUUAUAUUUUUAGAAACUAAUUAUUUUCUCAUAAUCAGACCAUCCACAAAAUAAGCUAAAAUCAUAGUAAAUACUUAAAUUAAUAAAUAGCCAGGUUAUUUCAAUUAAAUUGUGACUGAUUUGUCUCUAUAUUAUGAAAAAUUAAACAUGAGGCCAAUAUCACAGAAAAAAAAUUAAAAUUAAUAAUUAAGCUUAAAAGAAUAAUUUGAAUUAUUGUAUGUUUGGAAACAAAGUUAUGAAGUACAACUCGAACAGACCUAUUGA
This is a messenger RNA of Tetrahymena thermophila SB210, 2124 nucleotides long. RefSeq lists its product as hypothetical. Lineage: Eukaryota; Ciliophora; Oligohymenophorea; Hymenostomatida; Tetrahymenidae. The transcript is spliced from 3 exons. The record is from RefSeq and is a predicted model, not a curated record.